Molecule: messenger RNA, 2634 nt
Organism: Osmia lignaria (orchard mason bee)
Lineage: Eukaryota; Metazoa; Arthropoda; Insecta; Hymenoptera; Megachilidae
Product: protein phosphatase 1H
Biological process (GO): protein dephosphorylation
Cellular component (GO): mitochondrion
Molecular function (GO): [pyruvate dehydrogenase (acetyl-transferring)]-phosphatase activity; cation binding
Source: RefSeq, a predicted model, not a curated record
AUGAAUAUGUGGAAUAAUUUCCAAGCUAAUCCUUUUUGUUAGUAUUAUAAAAUAUUAUAUAGUUAUUUUAAUUCAAUUUAAUAUUUUAUUCAAGACAAAAUAUAGACAGAAAUCAGUUCAGGUGAUUAAAAAUCGACAAAUGGUGUCGCUAUAUGAAACAGCUACCUGAUACUCGUGUUCAAGAUAUAACCUAUUUUAUUGUUGACAAUCAUUUUGUCAACAAGAUGAUAUCGGUUGAACGAAACAUAAAUCUAUGAAUAAUUUAAAAUAUAAUGAUUUCAUUUCUGGGCAUAAUGAUAUUAGAACUAUAAAGAUAGCGUUUCUAAUGUGAAGUUAAUUUUGUGAUUAGUUACUGACAGAUGACAGAUAACCAAACAGCCAUUAAAAUUUUGCAGUUCCUUCUUAUUGCUGGUGUUGUACAUACAUACAUGAAUGCGUUUUUACAAUCAGUAUAAAGUAAAGUAUAAUCAAACACUAUCACCAGAUGUAAUAUCUUUCUUUAAAUAUAGAUGUUAUGCUACAGUUUAUUAAAUUAAUUGUAAAGUACAAAUCUCAGAAAUAUUGAAAAAAAAGAUGCUGAACAGAUUUAAAUCAGCAUUAUUGAAUGCUGUUGGUGGAAGUGAACUUGGCAUACAAUAUCCUAAUGAUUCAGAUAAUGAAACAUUAACAGAUUACCUUAAUUCAAACAUUAGUGCAGAAAUAGAAAAUAAACCCUAUAGUAGACCUAGUUUCCUGGGAUUAACAACAGAAGAAACUCAAGUAAGUGCUGAUCACAGAGUAAGACCUAUCAUAGUUCCAAGGGAUUUGAGCCGAUUGCCAUGGUGUGCUGGUUAUGCAGAAUGUAUCAAUGCUGGUAAAAGUGCUUGGAAUGAGGAUCAAACCUCUGCAACCAGAGGAGAUCUUAAACUGGCUGAUGUUAAUGUUACCUUGCCUUAUGUUAUGUUCUCUAUGUUUGAUGGACAUGCCGGAUAUCAAGUAGCUUUAACAGCAAGAUUACAUUUGCAUAGGAUAAUUCUUGGAAGAUUAAUGGCAAUACCUGGAAAUAUGUUACUAAAUGAAGAUGAGGAUGAACUCAUAAAAGGAAGAGAUCUAGUUAUUGGUGCUAUUGAAUUAGCAUAUAGACAGAUGGAUCAAAUGGUAGAAGCUCAAGCUCAAGGAGGUGGUGGAGGUUGUACAGCAAUCACUAUUUUAUUUCUCAAUGGUAGAUUGUAUGCUGCAGGUGCUGGAGAUUCAAGAGCCGUAUUAGUAUUGGGAGAAAGUCAACGUGCAUUGACAAGAGAUCAUACUCCUGACUCAGAAUCAAAUCGCGUCAGAGCACUAGGUUUUCUAAGAAGUAACGAAUUACUGAAAGGUCACUUUACACCACUGGAGUUUCGUAAAAGACCGCUGCAAAAGGAAUUAGGAUCAUUGGUUCUCUACAGAGAACCUUACAUGACAGGCUGGGCAUAUAAAGUAUUAACUAAUUCCGAUUUGAAACUACCUCUCAUUUCGGGACAUGGGAAAAGGAGUCGAGUAAUGGGUACUAUAGGAGUAACACGUGGAUUUGGAGACCAUGGAUUAAAAGCAGCCAGUACUGGAGUUAACAUAAAACCAUUCCUAUCAUCACAACCUGAAGUACAAUCCAUAAAUUUAGAUAGUUGUAAUCUAACCGAACGUGAUUGCGUCAUUGUAGCUACAGAUGGACUUUGGGAUGUUGUAUCAGAUAAAACAGCAGCAAAUGUACUUAGGAAGACACUUGCCCCUGAUACUCCAUCAUUAGAAUACAGGCUCACAAUGAGUGCUCAAGAAUUAGUACAAGCAGCAAGAGGUAGGUUAGUUGGAAGAGUUUGGGUUGGCAAAUCAGAAAACCUUGAGGAAACAGAUGAAAAGUUUUCACCUGUGGCAUCGGUUGAUGAUAUCAGUGUUUUAGUGGUUCCAUUAUAUCCUUAUUUAUGCGAACACAAGCAAUGGUUGAAAACAACUCAACAAGAAAGAAGAUACUCAAUGGAUUCAUUGCACAUAUCAGUUAACAAUUCUGUAUAAUGAAAGAUUUAAACUAUAGGAAGUGAUUACAUUUAAGUAGGAAUGUUGGCAGUUGACAUUAAGUGUACAUUCACAAAUUAGUAUGCUAAUCAACCACAGAUAUACAAUUGCUUUUACAUUACUUUUAAUAAAUAACAUUUAUAUAUACUGAAUUUAAACUAUCUAACAAUUUCCUUUGGAGUGAUAAUUUAUUAUGUACUGCCACUUUUUAAAAGUGUAACUUAAAAAUGCCAUGAUUACUUAAUUGAACAUUCCAGUUGUAGAGUGUUGAAUAUAAUGUAAGUAAAUUAAUUUUAAACAUUACGCAGCAUCCAAAGUAGAGGUAAAGUUUGUAUACCUUCUCAAAGUGUAUGCAUAAUUAUGAGUACAUUAUGAGAACAAUAAAAAUAAAGUAAAGUAGUAACCAUUUGUAUGGAAAUAACUAUUGAAGUAUUUCAUUCAGUGAUUUUAUCUAUUCACCUUAUAUAUUUUCUUUCUAAAGUUAUUAAACUAAUAUGUAUGGAAUUAUUGUUAAGUGGUUGAUCCACCUUAAAGGGAUUACAAAUAAAAGAUACAUUGCUUUAUUUUUAAUGAUAUAAUAAAAAAUGUUUGUUUUAUCAAAUCUUUGUAUUA